AUGCCCCGCUCACCGUCACCCUCGGCGCACCACCACUCGAGCAAGCGGCGCCGGUACGAUUCAGACGACGCCUCCCCUCGCUCAGCACACAGCGGGAGCGGCACAGGUCGCUCGAGCAGACACCACCGCGAGCGGGAGGACGAGUACGACGAGCACCGCGGCAGCAGGCGCGGAGACCGGGACAGGGACUACGAGAGGCGGAGGGACCGAGAUGGAGGCUCUGACGGGCGAAGGAGGGACAGGGACAGGGACCGCGACUACGAGAGGGACAGCAAGCAUCGCUCGUCACGGGCGUAUGACGACUCGCCUCGUUCGGAUCGGGGGAGCAGCAGGCGAGGAGGAGGAGGAGGAGAUGACUAUGCCCGGUCACCGCGCGACGAGCGCCGGCGGAGUAGCAGGCGCUACGAGGAUGACGACGACCGCCACUACAGUCGAAGCAGCCGGUCGCACAGGGACGAGCGGUCGCUUCGGCGGGAAGACGGGUAUCGCUCUCGCUCGCCUGAACGCACUCGCACCGACCGCCGCGCCAUGUCGCCUGUCAUCACUACCCCUACCGCUGCUUCUCCAGUACCACCGGCACUGAACGGCGACCGGACGCCCAUCGGAGCAAGCGGCUCUGCCUCGCCAGCCGCGUCGUCUUCCACCGCCGCGGCAGACGAGGAGAAGCAGCGGUUGAAGCGCGAGCGACUCGAGGCAUGGAAGAAGAAGAAGGCUGCCGAGGCUGCUGCAGCGGCUUCAGCGUCAGGAAGCGGAGGGGCGAGUCCUGCGCCGACGCCGGCUGCCGCCUCGCCCAAGCCGGAGGAACCGAAGAAGGCGGAGCCCAUCAAGGCUGCUCCUGCUUCUCCUGCGCCUACGUCACCUGUCCCGGUGAAGGCUGGUCCUGCGGGAUUGCCUGCCAAGCCGGUCGCAGCCAUGGCCGCCGCCCUUCCUACAAAGCCGAUCUCGCUCUCGAAGCCCAUCUCCACCGCCAAGCCCGCCGCACCCGCCGCCACUCCUGCCGACGCAACCGCCGCCGCGGCCGCCGCAGCAGCCGCCAUCUCCUCCCGCCUCUCUACCCUCACCUCCGUCCGCUCGAACCCCCUCUCCGCCUCUCUCCCCGCUAAACCGACUUUCUCCCUCGCCCGCUCGACCGCCCUCCGUUCGAGCGGGCUGAAGAACUCGCUCUCGAUGGCGAUGGGCGGGGACGACGAAGACGAUGGUCGGAAGAAGCCUGGGAUGAUCAAGAUCGAGGGGGACAUUGAUAUGGCGGCAGCAGGAGCGGGGAGCGACGAUGAGGACGACGAGGAGGAUUUGGAGGGCGGCGCGGCGUAUAGGGCGAAUGCGCAUGGGAUGAGGGAGGCGAGGAUGGCGGCGUUGAGGAAUCAGGAGGGCGCGGAUAGGGAGGAGAAGAUGCAGCUUGAUUCGGCUGAUGCACCUGCGAGCGCCGUCAAGGAGGACGACGACUCGAAGAUGGAUGUCGACGCUCCGGCGGGUACGAACGGAGCAGCCGAGGAAGAAGAAGACGAGGAAGAUGAGCUCGAGGCGUACAUGAAGAGCGUGCAGAAGCAGGUGCGGAAUGUCGACAAGGAGGAUCAGGCCAAGAUGGCGCAGGGUCGGAAGGGUCAGGUCUUGCUGGAACCGACAGAGCCGGGCGAGGAUGAGAACCAAGAUGGGGGCGACGAGAACGAGUUGGACAAGGUUGGGACGUCGGCGCAGGACAUCCUUGCCCUCGCAGCGAAAAAGGUCAAGAAGGGCCGCGAGCUCGCCGUUCCCGACCACUCGAAGAUCGACUAUCUCCCCUUCCGCAAAGCCUUCUACACCGCGCCUCCCGAAGUCGCCAACCUCUCGCAGGAAGAGACGGACGCGCUCCGGCUCGAGCUCGACGACAUCAAGGUUCGCGGUGCGGAGCCUCCCAAGCCUGCGACUAAGUGGAGCUACUUUGGAUUGCCGGCGGCUUGCAUCGACGUCAUCAAGGGUCUUGAAUACGCCGCGCCUACGUCCAUCCAGGCGCAAGCGAUUCCGUCCAUCAUGUCCGGCCGCGACAUCAUCGGUGUCGCCAAGACAGGUUCCGGCAAGACGAUGGCCUUCAUCCUCCCCAUGUUCCGGCACAUCAAGGACCAGCCGCCUCUGCGACCGCUCGACGGGCCGAUUGCCAUGAUCAUGACGCCGACGCGCGAGUUGGCGACCCAGAUCUACAAGGAGUGCAAGCCGUUCUUGAAAGCGCUCGGUCUCAGGGCCUCAUGUGCGUACGGCGGCAUGCCCCUCAAGGACAACAUUGCCGACAUGAAGCGCGGAUCCGAAGUCAUCGUCUGCACGCCUGGCCGGAUGAUCGAGCUCCUGACAACCAACUCGGGCCGAUUGAUCAACCUUCAGCGGGUGACGUAUCUCGUCCUCGACGAGGCAGACCGCAUGUUCGAUAUGGGCUUCGAGCCGCAGGUCAUGAAGAUCAUCGGCCAGAUCCGACCAGACCGCCAGACCGUUCUCUUCUCCGCCACAUUCCCGCGACAGAUGGAGGCGCUCGCUCGCAAGGUCCUCCGGCGUCCGCUCGAGAUCACGGUUGGCGGCCGCUCCGUCGUCGCCGACACGAUCACCCAAGUUGUCGAGGUUCGCGGCGAAGAAACUCGCUUCAACCGCAUGCUCGAGCUGCUCGGCAAGCUCUUCAACGACGAGGAGGACGCACGAGCGCUCAUCUUCGUCGAGCGGCAGGAAACUGCCGACAAGCUGUUCGUCGAGCUCAAGAACAAGAACUACACGUGCAUGCCGCUGCACGGCGGACGUGAGCAGGUCGACCGGGACCAGACGAUUGUCGACUUCAAGAACGGCAGCUGCCCCAUCGUCAUCGCCACGUCUGUCGCCGCCCGCGGUCUCGACGUCAAGCAGCUCAAGCUCGUUAUCCAGUACGACCCGCCUAACCACAUGGAGGAUUACGUUCAUCGUGCUGGACGGACGGGACGAGCGGGAAACACCGGCACUUGCGUCACGUUCAUCACGCCCGAGCAGGAGCGGUACUCGCUUGACAUCCUCAAGGCUCUCCAGGCCUCGAACGCCCCUGUCCCGCCCGAGCUCGAAGAGAUGGCCAAGUCGUUCGCCGAAAAGGUCAAGGCGGGCAAGGCGCAAGCUGCGGGUUCUGGCUUCGGCGGUAAGGGUCUCGAGCGACUCGACACCGAGCGAGACGCCGCCUCUCGCGCCGAACGAGCUGCGUACGGCGAAACGGCCAAGGACGAGAAGAAGGAGGAGGGCGAGCAGACCGAGGCGGAGAAGACGGCUCAGAACGUCGCCGACUUGCAGGUCGAGGUCAUGCGCGGACCGGCGCCCAACCUCGAGAAGGGCAAGAGCAUGCCGACUGCCACGUCGGUCGUGUCCACGCCGACCGACAAGAAGGCGGCGGACGAGGCGGCCAAGAAGGCCGAGCAGGAAGCGCUCGCUGCUGGCAAAUCCGCCGGGGCCGUCGGCGCGGCCAGCGUCAUCGCCAAGUUCAACGCGAUGCUCAAGGCGAGGAAACAGUCUGCGCAGUCGGACGAUAACUCGACUGAGGCAGCUCGUCGCCGCGACCCGGAUGCGACCGACUUCCACGCCAUCAUCUGGAUCAACGACUACCCGCAGAAGGCGAGGUGGAAGGUCACGAACAAGGACACGAUGGUUCACCUCGUCGAGGCGACUGGCGCGUCCAUCACGGCCAAGGGUACCUUCUACGAGGCCGGCAAGGAGCCGGGACCAAAUGACCUGCCCAAGCUGCACUUGCUCAUAGAGUCGAACGAGGAGUUCAGGGUCCAGCAUGCCAUCCAGGAGGUCAAGAAGGCGCUCGUCGAGGGUGCGACGAUGGCUCUCGAGGCCGAGCAGCGGCAACUCGCUGGCGGAGGAGGCGGAGCCGCGAUGGGUCGCUACCAGGUUGUUUAA
Messenger RNA from Rhodotorula toruloides NP11, 3876 nucleotides. Its product is annotated as pre-mrna-processing ATP-dependent RNA helicase DDX46/PRP5. Gene Ontology annotation, cellular component: nucleus. Lineage: Eukaryota; Fungi; Basidiomycota; Microbotryomycetes; Sporidiobolales; Sporidiobolaceae. The transcript has 10 exons. The record is from RefSeq and is a predicted model, not a curated record. Gene Ontology annotation, biological process: mRNA splicing, via spliceosome. Gene Ontology annotation, molecular function: nucleic acid binding; ATP binding. The coding region runs from base 1 to 3876 and encodes 1291 amino acids.